AUGUCCGGAGUAGAAUUGCCUAUGGAUAUCCAGUUUCUCAAAUGCUUUCAGUUGCAUGAGAUGAUUCUCAAAGCAGAUGAUGUAUCGGACGAACACAAAGCAAGAAUAUGCAAGAAAUUUGCUGAGGCAGAUAAGUAUCUCGUUGAUGGAGCGGACGAGUAUUUGCAGCUUUUGGAUGUAGCUAGUAACAUCAUGAACUUGAGUCGAGUUCAUGAUCUUAGUGACUCAGUGAGUUUGUCUUCGAGUCCAAAUGUGCCAUCUACUAGUGCUGGUUUGUGUUUGGAUGUGAACUUGAUGGUGUUGUCAAGGGUGGUGCUCUUAACAAACUCGUUAUACUGA
Messenger RNA from Fraxinus pennsylvanica, 339 nucleotides. The record is from the annotation of a GenBank genome assembly. NCBI's taxonomy places the organism in Eukaryota, Viridiplantae, Streptophyta, Magnoliopsida, Lamiales, Oleaceae.